This is a messenger RNA of Contarinia nasturtii (swede midge), 3395 nucleotides long. It is a transcript of the gene qua, whose product is annotated as villin-like protein quail. Gene Ontology annotation, cellular component: actin cytoskeleton; cytoplasm. Gene Ontology annotation, biological process: actin polymerization or depolymerization; barbed-end actin filament capping; actin filament severing. The coding region runs from base 680 to 3277 and encodes 865 amino acids. Gene Ontology annotation, molecular function: phosphatidylinositol-4,5-bisphosphate binding; actin filament binding. NCBI's taxonomy places the organism in Eukaryota, Metazoa, Arthropoda, Insecta, Diptera, Cecidomyiidae. The record is from RefSeq and is a predicted model, not a curated record. The transcript has 10 exons.
CUGCAUUAAACACAUACAAUUAAUUCACCAGUGCGCGGCUCGCGAAACACACUGCAAUUUUCAUACCUUAUUGUCCAUUCAAUUUUCUUCACUUGUUCGGUGUGUUCAAACGCUUUAUUUUUCUCUUUAAUCAGUUUUAUACACGCACAAUUCCGUCGAUUUAUCUAUUUAUUACUAUAUCGAACAAGUUUUCGUGCAAAAACCGUUUUUGUUUUGCUCAUUGAUAAUCACUGUGAUUUACUGUUUUAGUGUUACAUUUGGUGUAUACUCUUGUUUUUGCGCGAGUUUUUAUUUUUCUUUCUCUCUCUUUUUUCAUCAAUCGCUAAUCAUUUGAAUAAAAUUAGACUGCGAUAAAAACAAAUUGUUUUCGCCACUGUUCAACUAGAAAAACUGGAAAAAAUCAAUCGAUCGUUUUCUAAACGAAGUGCGUUCAUUUCAGUGUAUCCAUUCAAGUCAUUCGUAACAUCGUGUAGUUUUAUCCAGUGGCCAACCAGUUCACAAGUGGAUUUCUCGUGGUUGUGUCAACAGAAAGUGAGAGUGUUGAAUGCAUUUUCCAUUUUUUUUGUGCGUCACAGUUUAAAAAAAAUUGCGAAGAAAUUGCACACCAGCCACUGUGUCAAUUCAGACAGAAAAACAAAAGUUCGUCGCAUUUUUUGGAUUACGGAAAAAUUUCGACGAAAUGCAAGUGCUGGAACUUAACACGAAAGACUAUGAUGGACUGAAAAGCGUCAGUGAUGGCGUGAUUGAUGCCGCAUUUCGAAAAGUGCGCAAAAAUAGCAUUGGAUUUCAUAUCUGGAAAGUAGAGAAUAAUCGCGUAGAAGCAUUGCCAAAGGAAAAGUUUGGCAUUUUUUACGAUGAUUGCACGUAUAUAAUUUAUGCGUCAACGAUAAAAGGCAACAUUGUCAAUCAAUACACAAUCAGCCGUGAAAUUCGACCGAAUACAAAUGUUUUGUAUGGUUUCAUCCAUUUUUGGUUGGGUUCAAACACCACAUCAGACAAGUCCGGCAAUGUUGCGUACAAAGUCAUUGAACUUGACAAUCAUUUGGAGAAUAUCGCGUGCCAGUAUCGAGAAACUCAAGAGCAUGAAAGUGCACGUUUUAUGUCAUAUUUCAAAGAUGGAAUUAUCGUGUACUCGCAUCAUGCACAAUUCGAAUCAAAGGCGCAAUUAUUUCAAGUAAAAGAUAAAAAAUGUCCGCGUUGUAUCCAACGAUCACCGAUUAACUGGUCACAUUUUAAGAGCAACUAUGUUAUGAUUUUGAAAACACCAAAAUAUCUAUUCGUCUGGAUUGGACGGACGAGUAGCCACAGUGAACGUUUGAAUGCAUUCAAAUUGGCGGCAAAAAUGCGUGCACAAUGCAAACAAAUGCCUGAAAUGGUUGUCGUUGAUGAUGGUUACGAACAAUCGAUGACCGAAACAAAGAAAAAAUCAUGGAAUGAAUACCUAUGUUUAUCACAGCGUGUCGUUCAUCCAUCUGAUGAGUUGCCAACGAUACCGGUGCCAACAUUUCGCUUGUACAAGUGUGGCUUUCAUAAUGGCAAAUAUCGCAUCGAAGAAAUUAAAUCAUCGAUUUUACAUCAACGCGAUUUGAGUAGCAGUCGUGCAUACAUUAUUGACUGUGGACCGCAUUACGGUGCUUGGAUUUGGGUUGGUAGAUACUCCGAUGCAAAGGAUAAAUCAGAAGCUAUGAGAAAUGCCAGAGGUUUUGUAAAAAAGAAAUCCUAUCCGGGUACAACACCCGUUGUUCGGGUAAUUGAAGGCUAUGAACCGUAUGAGUUUGUACGAUUCUUUCCAUGGUGGCAAGAUUUCGAUGUGAAUGGUAAUCGUCCGGCAAAUCUAUUGGGCAAAUAUGAUGCGAUGUCAUUGAUUCAACGCCCACAUCUAGCCGCCGAAUCGCAAUUAAUUGAUGACGGCCAUGGUGAAAUGGUAAUUUAUCGUGUCGGUGCAAAAGGCGACAUCAUCGAAAUUCCGAAACGUAACAAUAUCGCAUUGUUUUCCGGCGAUUGUUAUCUUAUUCACUACAUUGUAACGUCAAUUGAAAACAAUGGAAAAACUCUGGCUGAGUCGAAUGUAAAAAAUAUUUUGUAUCUUUGGACUGGUAAACAAUGUUCGGUGGAAACUGCAGUCCAAGGUGAAAAUUUGGCCGAUGAAUAUGCUAAACAUUUGCGUAAUAAAGUGAUGCAGGUUCGCGUGUAUGAAAAUAUGGAACCACCGCAUUUUCUGCAAGUAUUUAAAGGCAGAAUGAUUGUGUUCAAAGGAAAAUGCACCGAUUUUGAUUCACAAGGCAGCUGUUGUGUCUAUCCCAAUACGUAUUUGCUAAAAGUUAUGGGCAAUGCAACGCAUAAUUCCAAAGCCUUUCAAGUGUCUAGUAAAAUUGUUGAUUUUACCGCAUAUGAUUGCUUUAUUAUUCGCACGGCUGAUGGAAGUAAUUGGAUUUGGUGUGGACCAAGCUCAACGGGAGACAAUCGUGAAGUUGCAAAAAGCAUUGGUUCAUUGAUUGGUGAAUAUAGUUUGAUGAUUGGCGGCAAUGAAUCGAUUGAAUUUUGGAAAUAUAUUCCGGAUUCGGUGCGUGUUAAAUUAAAAAAUGCCAACAAUAAUAAGCUCAUUCGACAUGAUCCGGAUUUAAAACAUGCAAUCGAAAAGAAUUUCUAUAUUGAUCGCUCAAAAGCGGAACUCUAUGUGGUUACUGUUGAAGCAACGGGAAAAAUUAAAACCAAACAAAUUGUUUCAUACACACAACAAGAUUUAUCAUCGGAAGAUAUUUAUCUAUUGGAUGCUCGUCUAUUUGUUUACGUUUGGAUUGGUUCGCUAAGCCCAAAAAUGGAGAAAAUAAAAUGCUGGCAAAUUAUUGAUGAGUAUUUGGCGAAUUACCCAGUACCUCGAGAUAUUUCAACGCCACAUGCAGUCAUUUUACAGUCCCUUGAACCGUCCACAUUCAUUGGAUACUUUGAUCAGUGGGAUAAGAAGUUUUGGGAUACGCAUCUCACGUACGAUAUGGAACGAUUGAACAUUGAAGCAUUGUCAAAUGGUCAUAUCACGAUGCCAACAACAAAAUUAAAUAAAUAUGUUGAUAAUGACUUUGACAGUUACCCAAAGUAUCCGGUUGAAUUGUUGCGAAGCGAGGCCAGCCGAUUACCCGACACCAUCGAUCCAAAAAUGAAAGAAUUGCACUUAACGCACGACGAUUUUGUUUCCAUAUUUCACAUGAACUACUCUGAAUACUCAGGCUUGCCGAAUUGGAAAAAGCAAGAAUUGAAGAAGAUUCAGAAACUAUUUUAAAUGUUGAUGAUAAGCUUUGCAAUUCCAAUAAAUUUACUUAAUGCUAAGAAAUAAAAACAAACAUGAAAUGAAUGCUAAUUUGAACCGUCCACAACUACUUUUAUUAUUAUUUUUUUUA